Molecule: messenger RNA, 1888 nt
Organism: Pyrus x bretschneideri (Chinese white pear)
Lineage: Eukaryota; Viridiplantae; Streptophyta; Magnoliopsida; Rosales; Rosaceae
Product: BTB/POZ domain-containing protein At1g63850-like
Exons: 2
Coding region: 4-1527 (507 amino acids)
Source: RefSeq, a predicted model, not a curated record
AGAAUGAGAAAUCUAGACUCUCGCUCCCAAUUCUCGAAUCACCCAAAUCCCGAUAUGGUCACCGGCACCGGCUCCAAAAAACGGCAUCGCGCCGUACACCCCGCCAGCUCCGCCACCGCCAGCAGCUCCAGCCGUCCUUGCGUCGCCGUCAUCAUCGACUCCCAUGCCAGAAGACCCACCCAUCCCGAUCCCAACCCCAUCCCGAGCCCGACUCUGAAACCCAACCCCACCACCCCCUACUCCUUCGACGACCCUUCCUCCGCCGAUGUCAUUCUCCGCCUCUUCGUCGAUCCCUCACCCUUAGACCCCUCUGCGACGUCGUUAUCUCUAUCCCCCGCCACCACCGAGCCUCAGGACGAUGUCGUUCUCCACCUCCACGCCCACGCCCUCCGCCGCUGCAAGUACUUCGCCGCCCUCUUAUCCGACCGAUGGCAGCGCCCCCACGCCCAAGACGACGCCGUACGCCACAUCAGCCUGCGGGUCCCGCCGACCCCGGGCGCCAUGGAUGCUCGCAUUUCCCUCCUCCAACUCCUCUACACCCCCGACCUCGCCUCGGCCGUAACCACCGUGUCGACGGCGCUCGACCUCCUCCCGGUUGCUUCGGAGCUUAUCUUCGAGGAUUGCGUUCGAUUCUGCCUCCGAUUCCUGGAGGCCGUCCCCUGGACCCAAGACGAUGAAGCUCGAGUGCUCGCCCUAAUCCCUCACCUGAGCGAAGACGAAGCCAAAGAUCUCAUCGCUAGGGUUUCUGGAACCCCCGAUUCGAGCGAGGAGAUGCUGUACGGUCUCAUCCUCGCAUUGACUCACAACCCGAGCAUGGCGUUCGUCAAGGCCUUCGUCGCAAAGCUGCUGCGGGAGUUUGGGUCCAGAGACCUGGUGGAGCGAGUUCUGGAUCGGGCAUUUCAGACCACCUUCAAGGUCGUCAAGGAGUCCAUGGAGGAGUACACGAGUCCUGGAGUCCGCGGCGACCACGACGAGACCGAGGCCAUCCAGAGGCUCAACCUCCACACCGCAAUGACCAAUGGGAAGCACCUGGUGUGGCUCGUGGAGAGGAUGAUCGAGCUCCGAGUCGCGGACUCGGCCGUAAGGGAGUGGAGUGAGCAGCCUGCUUUCGCUGCCGAUUUGCAGAGGGCUUUUCGGGAUGAUGCAUGGAGAAAUAUUGUGCCAGGGCUACCUAGCAUCCUGCUUCGCUGCACUUCGAGGCUUGCAAAUGCCGUCGCUGCUGGAACCAUUUUGGUAGAUGCUCAGGUUCGGAAGAAGCUUGUCAAAGAUUGGCUUCCGGUUCUGAUUGUUUGUAAAGAUACCAAUACUUCCCCUCUGACAUCUAGUAACAAACCACUGUACUUGGAUCUGGAAGAGAUAUUCCUCAGAAUAAUCUCGACACUGCCCAUGUCAGAUUCACAGGAGUUGCUGCAGCAGUGCCUCAGCUUCUCUACCAGGAAUGUGGAGGACUGUCCUCACCUGGUCACGGCAUUCAACACCUGGUUCCGCCGUGCGACUCAUCCCCCUCAACUUCAGAAUCUUUGUUAGAAUCACGUGGCAGAAUCAAGUACCUCUCAAGCUCAGAAUCUUCUGUUAGAAUGAUGAGGGGUUUGUCUUUUGUUAAUAGAUGAACUAGUGCCGCGUUGGACUCUUGCCCUUGUGGAUGUUUAGCUGUAUCUAGCAUUGUGCAUAUUAGCUUUUCCCGGUAAGCCAAAACUUUGCACUAAGUAUAUAUAACUGCUUUUGAUAGAUUAACGGUGAUCAGAGUUCGAGUGGAUGUAUAUCUGGAUCCUGAAAAAAACAUAUGAACCGAAUCUUUACUACAAUCUGAUGUGUAUACGGAAUUAUGGAUUUCAGAAUUUUCUGACUAACCAACAUAACGAAGCCUAAAACGCUUCAGUGUUGCUUA